UACAGGGCUCCUCUCGCAGCUCCGACGGAUCGGUUUAUCCCAGCUGUUGGUGUUUAGCGUUGAUUAGCCCAGAUCAGUUUAGUCCGGCAUCGGUAUGUCGUCCAGUCCGCAGGUCCAGACUCAGAAACCAAACCAGGAUCAGACUCAGGAACCGAACCAAGAUCAGACCCAGGGGCCAAACCAAGAUCAGAACCAGGAUAAUGCGAAGGAGGAGGUGAAGGCGGAAGAGAAAGAAGAGAAAAAGGAGGAGAAACGGGAAAAGAAGGAGGACAAGAAAGAGGCGAAUGAGGCGAAAAGGGAGCAGAAGAAGGAGAAGCAGGAUUCCUGGAAGGAUUUCAUCUACAACCCGCGGACCGGGGAGUUUCUGGGCCGAACCGCUGGCAGCUGGGGUCUCAUCCUCCUCUUCUACCUCAUCUUUUAUGGUUUCCUGGGGAAUGUUUUCUCUUACCAUGUGGGUGAUGUUGCAGACACUCGAUUUAAAAUGUGUUCCCGACAUCAGGAUCGAGUGGCCAGUCCAGGUUUGGUGAUUCGUCCUCAUGCAGUUGAAAUUACCUUCAACCGCAGUGACCCAGAAAACUACAAACAUUACAUCCGACAGUUGCACGACCUCCUGCAAAGUUAUAAUGACAGUAUUCAGGAGCGUAAUGAGUUGUGUAUGGUGGGCGAAUACACUACGCAGGACAAUGAGCCGGUAAAGAAGGUUUGUCAGUUUAAACGAAGUACACUGCGUCAGUGUUCUGGUUUGCCUGACCCCAGCUUUGGGUUCAAGGAGGGGAAACCCUGCAUCAUAAUCAAGAUGAACCGGGUCAUCGGCCUGAAACCAGAAGGAGAUCCCUACAUCAACUGCACUGCCAAGAGAGCCACUUCCUUGCAGAUGCAGUACUUUCCGUCUGAGGGUCGUCUGGAUAAGAUGUUUUUUCCGUACUACGGGAAGAAGUCUCAUCCUGACUACGUGCAACCGCUUGUUGCAGUCAAGUUAUUGUUCACAAAAGAAGACUAUAACAUCGAGCAGACGGUGGAGUGUAAAGUUGAGGGUUCUAACCUCCGCAAUGAUGAUGAGCGAGACAAAUUUCUGGGUCGCGUCACUUUUCGGGUCAAAGUGUCAGAGUAACCAGACAUACCAAUUGCCAUGGACACCACAAACUGGGUUUACACUGGCAACUGGGCUCCAGUUCUGGAUACUUUUUUAACAUGGACCUGAUCUUAUCUCUGUCUGUUCAGACUCUAAAGAAGUGACCAAAUCUGGAGAAGUGGGAGAUUUCACUGGUUUUAGAUUUAGAUUUUACCGCCUAUAUCUUUCAGACCUCCUGGUUCAGACAUAGUUAACCCCAACAGAUGUUUUAUUUGGUCCAGAUCUGCAUUUUAUUAAAGAGAAAACCAGAGUAACUGACUGUAGUAGAGUCUGUUCUGACAGCUGGAGCAGAUCAGGUCUGCUGUGGGGCGCAUGUGAGCCAGCGGCACAAUGAUGUGUUGUUUUUAAAUUUAUGUAUGUUAGUGAUGUAAUAAAACAGUAAUAUUAUACCUGCCAUGUCUGACAGGGGAGUGCAACACACUGAAAUGUAGUUUACAUGUGGCCUGGUGGUGGGCAAUCAGAUUACCUACCAUCCAACCAGAUAAUGCAACAGGAACUGCCUUUGAAAUAUUCAUUGUACUGCAGUGAAGAACUGUGACUGUCAUUAAUUACAUCAAAUAAUGUUAGAUCCC
Oreochromis aureus is the source of this 1704-nucleotide messenger RNA. Its product is annotated as sodium/potassium-transporting ATPase subunit beta-3-like. The transcript is spliced from 7 exons. Bases 95 to 1111 code for a protein of 338 amino acids. The record is from RefSeq and is a predicted model, not a curated record. Gene Ontology annotation, molecular function: ATPase activator activity. Gene Ontology annotation, biological process: intracellular sodium ion homeostasis; sodium ion export across plasma membrane; potassium ion import across plasma membrane. Lineage: Eukaryota; Metazoa; Chordata; Actinopteri; Cichliformes; Cichlidae. Gene Ontology annotation, cellular component: sodium:potassium-exchanging ATPase complex.